Penicillium soppii is the source of this 5880-nucleotide messenger RNA. RefSeq names its product putative NF-X1 finger and helicase domain protein. The transcript has 4 exons. Gene Ontology annotation, cellular component: nuclear RNA-directed RNA polymerase complex; nucleus. NCBI's taxonomy places the organism in Eukaryota, Fungi, Ascomycota, Eurotiomycetes, Eurotiales, Aspergillaceae. Bases 1 to 5880 code for a protein of 1959 amino acids. Gene Ontology annotation, molecular function: zinc ion binding; helicase activity. Gene Ontology annotation, biological process: regulatory ncRNA-mediated heterochromatin formation. The record is from RefSeq and is a predicted model, not a curated record.
AUGACCCACCACGGAUAUCGGCGAUCUCGGGGUAAUAUGAGCAACCGAAGAGGAUCCAACAGCUCCAGAAAGCACAAUGAGCCGGAAAAACCCUGUACUCAUUUUCAGCGUGGCAGAUGCUACUACGGUGAGAAGUGCAAAUUCUCGCACGAUGUGAACGAGGCUGCCAAAUCCAAAUUAAAUCCAGCCGCAUACCGUCCUACAUCCAGUGAUCCAGACGCUCAGAAUCAAUACUUUGACUGGAAGACACUCCUGAGAAGCGGGAUAUCACAUUCUGGAUAUUAUCGAAGGGAGCAUGAGGAGCUCGUUCAAUUCUGGAACGGUGCUCUUGAAAUCCUUGAAAGCGACAGCAGAGAAAAUCAUCAAUUCCUCGCCAAAGAUCUUGUGGAUGACAAACUUCAUGGAUUUGACUUCAUCCUAGCAACUGCCGAUGCAGACAAUUCCGAGGAACUGAGACCUAUGCCAUCAUAUGAUGAGCCAUUCCUCAAAGUCAUUACCCAUAUCUCUCUCCUGGAUUGUCUUUCUAUUGAUUCAUUUGUUGGCACUCUGUACACAUACUUCGGCGGCACGAACGGAGAUCGAGCAAUAAGAUAUCUGAGAGGUGUCUGUCUGAACCUGAUGAGUCAAGGUGAAGAAAACAACGAGAUUGCACCGGUUUUCUCCCUAGAUAUGAUAAAGUUGCUGUUGAAUACACUUUACCAGCUCUUGUCAAGGGUUCGAAACGCUCGAUUCCAUGAUGAACUUCCCGCACUGCUCGACCAAGCCCGCAAACUGGGCGCCAAAAUGACUGAUAAAUGCUCGAAAGCUGACCGUGACGGACUUGAAAGCAAAAUAGAAGUCAUGCAGAGCCUGAUAACUAGCGCAAACCGCAGUCUUACUACACCUAGGGCGCAUGAGGAGAAUCCCCAGAAGACUAGCUCAGUCCUGUCGUCUUUUCCAGUGGAGAUGCAAAUACCUGGCGGGAGACACGACAACGACCUCGCAGACAUAUCUCAAAUUCAAAUCCUUCCUAUCCAUGGAGAGAUUGUCAGCGGCGAUUCAGAAUAUCUGCCCUCUACCAACUUCCACCAGCCUCACUUUCUCGCCGACCAUUUGCAAAGAUACAUAGACUCAACGUUCCGACUCCUGCGCCAUGACAUAUUCGGCUCAGCCAAAGAUGUCCUUAGAGAUCUGCUGCAGCAGAGCGACUCAACACGGAGUCCUUACCUCUCAGGCAAGGAUAGCGGGGCACAUCUCUAUCUGGCAGCACAGGUCCAGCACAUGUUUAUCAAUGACAGAAGAGAGCUCGAAGCGACAGUAUCCUUUUCUACUCCUCCACAACUCCGCAAAAAGUCCCACAAAGAGCAAUGCAGAUGGUGGCAAGAAUCCAGUCGACUUGAGGAAGGAAGUCUAGUCUGCUUCUUAGCGCCUCAAGGAACUCACAGAAGGCUUAUCUUCCUCGAGGUCACUGUAAAAAAUGCUUCCAAGGAUCGAGCGCACCAGAAAAAAAGUAAUCUUGUUUCAGAUAAAUUUCCACCUAGUGUUACGGUCAAGCUUGCGGCAUGCCGACAAGAGGAAUUGAUCUUCCUGGGCCAGCUUUACAGCGAGAAGCUCACCGGUAUCCUAGUCGAAUUCCAUGGAUUGAUCCCUGCCACAUUCGUUCCUAUCCUGGAAAACCUUCAGCGAAUCCAAGGCGAAGGGGAUUUGGCAUUCCGAAAAUGGAUCUUGCCAGCCCGUAAGGGCGACGAAGCUGAUUACGACAUACCCCCACCGGCAUAUGCGCGGAAACCGGGAUUUAUAUUUCCCUUGACCUCGAUCACGACCCUUACGCCUGAUAAUGUUGCAUUGGACCCAAGAAACCCUGGCUCUAUUGACACCUUGAAGCUGCAAACUCAAACCGGUCUCGAUUAUGGCCAAUGUCAGGGACUUAUCGCAGCUCUCACACGAGAGUAUGCCCUCAUCCAAGGCCCACCGGGCACCGGAAAGUCCUAUUUGGGUGUUAAAGUUGUUCAGGCUCUGCUUGAAAUCAAACGAACGGCAAAGCUAAACCCGAUCAUUGUGAUGUGUUAUACCAACCAUGCCUUGGACCAGUUUUUAAAGCAUCUUCUUGAUGUAGGUAUCCAGAGAAUCAUACGCAUUGGCGGCCGCAGUCAGGCCACCGAACUUGAAGGCAAGAACCUUCGCGUUGUCAGCAAAGAUAUUGGGAAGACGAGGGUAGAGUCACAAACCCUCGGCAUGUCAUACAGGAGACUUGAAGACUGUAUGGAGCAUGCUGGAUAUGCAAUGAAGCCCCUUCACCAGUCUCAGAAAGGCCUGUCUUGGGCCGCUAUGGAGCACUUUGUGCGCCGUAAAUGGCCUAUCAUACAUGGACAGUUGGAGCAACCAGACCUGGAAGGAUUCAUAACUGUCACUGAUGAUAAAUUGCUCAACUGGCUUGGAGCCAAGUCGAUGAGAAUCCCGAAAGAUCAGAAAGAGAGUGAAGUUGACAGUGUGCGCUUGGAAGGCCUCACACGCGCUGCUCAGGAAAACAUCCACAGUCUCUCAAUACCGGAACGCCGGAUUCUUGCAAUAAGCUGGUUCAAACAGUGGCAGAAAAGCGAAACUGCCUCGCUUUUCGAGGCUCUUGAUCACGCUGCAAGCCUUCGCGAGGACAUUAAUUCAGUCCAUGAAGAGGUCAAUCGCCGAGCCCUGAUUCAAGCAGAUGUGAUCGGAAUCACGACAACAUCCCUUGCGCGCCAUAUCAAGACCCUUCGCCGUAUAGGAACAAAAGUUAUCAUAUGCGAGGAAGCAGCUGAGGUGAUGGAAGCCCACGUCAUCUCAGCUCUUAUGCCAGGUGUUGAGCACUUCAUUCAGAUUGGAGAUCAUCGACAGCUGCGACCACAGAUCCAAAAUCAUUCACUCAGUCUUGAAACAUCCACAGGAAAGGCGUGGCAACUAGACAGAAGUCAGUUUGAGAGACGCGCUGUCGGUGAGCCAGGUCUUAAGCCUGCCCCUAUUGCCCAGCUGAAUGUACAACGAAGAAUGAGACCUGAAAUCUCCCAACUCAUCAGAAGUGUAUAUCCCAAACUCAAUGAUCAUGAAAGUGUGACAACUCUACCAAAUGUUGUUGGAAUGCGGAACAACCUCUUUUGGUUGAAUCAUCGAUAUGAUGAAGAUUCGAGAGAUGACGGCAGCCGGGUGAAAUCCCAUAGCAACCAGUGGGAGGUCGACAUGGCUACUGCUCUUGUUCGGCAUCUUGUUCGGCAGGGAGAGUAUAAGAGCACGGAUAUUGCCCUUUUGACUCCCUACACCGGGCAGUUGCGGAAGCUCAGGACAUCGCUCAGCAGUGAUUUCGAGGUUUGUCUUAGCGAGCGAGACCUAGAAACCUUAGCUGCGGAUGGGUUCGAGAAGAUUGAAGAUGAGAAUUCUGAGUCAAAUAGUCGCAAGGCAAUCGAGAAAAAGACGUUGCUCCAGACGCUCCGCCUUGCCACCGUCGACAACUUUCAAGGCGAGGAGGCAAAGGUGAUCGUGAUCUCCUUAGUUCGCAGCAACUCAAAGCGCAAGGUUGGCUUCCUGCGCACCGAAAAUCGCAUCAACGUGCUCCUCAGUCGAGCCCAGCACGGCAUGUAUCUAAUUGGAAAUGCCGAAACAUAUCUGAACGUGCCAAUGUGGGCCGAUGUCCACUCUCAGCUCUCCCGUGCGGAUGCAGUCGGCACGGAGUUGGCCCUUUGUUGUCCUCGCCACUCAAACACACCUAUUCUUUGUUCUGAUCCUCAUGACUUUGAAAGAAAGAGUCCCGAGGGUGGGUGUAGUCUUCCAUGUACCCGUCGACUGGAACCAUGUGGCCAUCAAUGUCAGGCCAAGUGCCACUCGGCGGUCAUGCACGACGGCUUUGCAUGCGGAAAGCCUUGCCCACGUGUUCGAUCAACCUGCGAUCAUGAAUGUCCUAAGCUAUGUGGAGAAGACUGUGGCCUUUGCAUGACGAAGAUUCACGAUGUGGAGCUUCCUUGUGGUCAUAUCAAGGAGGUUGUCUAUUGCCAUCAGAUGUCCGACUUGAAAGUAAUUCAGUGCCACUUCAAGGUCGAAAAAAUCGUUUCCAAGUGUGGCCAUAAAAUCCAGGUUGGCUGUUUCCAGGACGUCACUUCCCCAACCUUCCGUUGCCCUGAGCCAUGCACCGAAGUUCUCAGCUGUGGCCAUGACUGCAGUGAUUGCUGCGGAAACUGUCUCGAGGAAGUCCACGACGGAAGAAGAGUAUAUACACACGCGAAGUGCACGAAAAGGUGUGACCGUCCACACGGUGUUUGCAACCAUCGGUGUGCCAAGAAAUGUCAUAAUGGAGAAAGCUGCGGCUGCUGCGAGGCAAAUUGCGAGGCAAGAGCCACUAUAAUCCAUUAUUUCGUCCAAUGCUCACACUCAGCAUGCGACUUAACCUGUGGAAAGGCGUGUGCGCCAUGCAUCGAGAGAUGCACCUGGUCUUGCAUCCACCAAGGUUCCUGCUCAAUGCCUUGCGCGGCACCAUGUAACCGACUGCCUUGCGAUGAGCGAUGCCCCAAGAUUCUCGAAUGCGGCCAUCAGUGUCCGAGCCUCUGCGGGGAAGAUUGCCCAGAGAAUUUAUGUCAGAAGUGCGGCGACAAGAGAGAUGCUCGUGUUGACUUCCUCGAAUUGAAAAACUAUUCCGAAAUCAAUCUCGACGAAACUCCAAUCAUCGCGCUUGGAUGUGGCCACUUCUUUACAAGUGAAUCGGUUGAUGCACUGGUUGGCCUGAAUGAAGUAUACACGAGAGAUAAAGACGGAAAUUUUGAAGGCCUCCGGGAUGUCUCUUCUUCUCUUGCCAGUGGCAUACCCACGUGCCCGGACUGUAAACAGCCCAUUCGCCAGUUUGUGACGAAACGUUACAAUCGUGUGGUCAAUCGAGCUGUUAUGGAUGAGACUUGCAAGCGGUUCCUUACCAAGGGUCGCACCGAACUUGAAGGCCUUGAAUCGCGUUUGAACAACAUCGAACGCAAUCUCAACACUAAGGAAGAAUUGCUGCUCACUGGAAACCCCAAAACACAACUUAAAGCAGGAUACAAAGCCUGUCAGCGCAUUGGGACAGAGGCUUUGACUCUCAGCGAAACCAUGAAGGCCGAGAAUCAGCCGACGAAACGGCUCAUGGAUGCAAUUAAAAUCUUCCACAAGCCACUAAAGGAUGAAAUAGCCUCUGUUGCAGCCCGCCUGCAGGCGAUAAAUCUGACAACACGAGGACCCGACAACCAAAUCACUCUCAGUGCACAGCUAAUCAACAUCAAAGCCCGAGAAGUCGCGUUUAGCCAUAUCUUUCAUUCUGCAAAACCACAGCUCAGUUUCACCAACCUAUCAUCAAUGUUGACUGAAUUGUUGAAGGAUUGCCGAGACUUAAUAACUCAGGCGGAUGAAGAAAGUCUCUACCGCAUCGUCAUCACGGCAACCAUCUCAUUCGCCAAGAUAGCCCAGCUGGACGCGUGGUAUCGCCGUACUCAUCCAGGAGAAAAGCACUCAGAUCUUCAUCUCAAAGAAAGUUACUCAUGUCUGGGGAAGCUCGAAGACCGCACUGAAACCACUCGGAAUCUCCUCAACACUGCGUUAAACCUAUGCGACAGACUAGGGAACUGCUUCGAGCUCCAAGACCAGGUUCAGGAGAUGGUCCGCCUCUACGAGGGACCUCGUUAUGAGACAGUGACUUUGGAAGAACUGGAAUCAAUCAAGACGGCCAUGGUCAGCGGGCGGAGAGGAAUCGCGACUCACUCUGGGCACUGGUACAAUUGCGUCAAUGGACAUCCGUUUGCUAUUGGAGAGUGCGGUAUGCCGAUGGAGCAAGGUAGAUGUCCUGAGUGCGGAGCGCCUAUUGGAGGUCGAAAUCACACAGCUGUUCAGGGCGUAUCUCGAGCGCGGGAGAUGGAGUAG